Molecule: messenger RNA, 1275 nt
Organism: Rhodotorula toruloides NP11
Lineage: Eukaryota; Fungi; Basidiomycota; Microbotryomycetes; Sporidiobolales; Sporidiobolaceae
Product: bud site selection-related protein
Exons: 5
Coding region: 1-1275 (424 amino acids)
Biological process (GO): intracellular protein localization
Cellular component (GO): plasma membrane
Source: RefSeq, a predicted model, not a curated record
AUGACGACCCCGGCCACGCGCAACCCGCCCAUCGUCCGCAACCGCCUGCCUUCGCUCGCCGAGGUUCUUCGUCGCAGUACCCGCCCGCCCGUCGACCUGUACUGCUUCUACCUCUUCCUCCAGCGCGAAGGAUCCGAGGACACGCUCGAUUUCUGGCUCGACGUGCAGCAGCACGAGAACCUUUGCCGCGCCUACUUCAAAGACCUCCGCAAGUCCGGCAUCGCCAUUCGCGACGACUGGCCGCAGUACGAGCGGUAUGCACGCACGCGAGGGAGCAUCUACGGGCCUAUCACGGGCAUCAAACGUGGCGAGCCUUCGGACGAUGAUUUUGAGCGAUACCAGCAGCCGAGCUCGCCUGCUUCGACCGGCGAGGACGGCGAGAAGAGUCACAGUCCGUACCUAGGUGUCACGGACGACGAGAAGGACGCGGCGAGGUAUCAGAUGCGCACGCCUUCGCCCAACCCCGCUGCAGGCGCUGCGCCGACCUACCCUCUCUCACCGACUCUGCGCGCCCUCUAUCCCGACGACGACCGCUCUUCUGCCGAAGACGAAGGUGACGGCUCGGUUCGGCGACGGAAGCACAAGCGCCACUCGACGGUCCAGAGUCGCGUCCAGCCCAUCAUCGCUCGCAACAGCGCCAUCUCCCGCACCGACUUGAUCGCCUCUGCCGAACGCAUUUACUCGCGCUACCUCAUGCCCGGGGCCGACAAAGAGGUCUACCUCCCUCCCCAGCUCCGCAUCACCUCGUUCCCUCUUUCCUCCUCGACUCUCCCAGCCGUCACCCAUCCCGACUACGACCAACAAUCCGCCGCGCAAGCUCGCAUUCCCGACAUGUUCCACGCGCAGAAGGAAUACGUCUACCGCGCGAUGGAGGUCGAUUCGUUCCCGCGCUUCCUAAGGGCAAAGGCGUUUGGGAACUUGACGCCAAUCUCGGCGCUCGUCAGGCUCGCGAUCGGGCUUGUCGCGUUGUGGGCGGGAUUGGCAACCGCUUUCGCAUUCAUCUUCCUCGACGCCAAGCCGAAGGUUCGCAGGUUGUGGAUCAUCCUCCCGUUCACGUUCGCCAUCGUCAACCUCGUCGCGCACUCGUACGACCUCGACCCGCUGCUCGUCUUCAUGGGUCUGUCCGAAACCACCCCCUUCCGCACCAUCUCGAUCCGCGAGCCUUACGUCCGCAAACUCCUCUUCGGCCGCGCGCUCUGGGUUACCUUCCUCUCGGCAGUCAUCGUCGCGGUCUUGACCGUCAUCUUCUGGGCGGUCCCUGGGCACAGGCUGUGA